Molecule: messenger RNA, 660 nt
Organism: Cryptotermes secundus
Lineage: Eukaryota; Metazoa; Arthropoda; Insecta; Blattodea; Kalotermitidae
Exons: 6
Coding region: 1-660 (219 amino acids)
Source: RefSeq, a predicted model, not a curated record
AUGACUAAUGGCGUGACUCGAAACAGCGAAAUAGACCCUAACAGCUCAGCGACCGGCGGUGGCGACAACACACCCAACUGCAAGGGCGAGAGCCCAGCCACCACUGACGGCGACAACACACCCAACUGCAAGGGCGAGAGCCCAGCCACCACUGACGGCGACAGCAUAGCCAACAGCGAACUGGACUGCGUCAGCGUCAGGAGCGAAGGCAGCCACACAGCGCACCGCUCAAUGCUGAACCGUGUGGACGCUGUGGAGCUGGGCCUGAAGAGUGCAGCGGGAAACCAGGAGGGAGCACAAAACUCAGUGUCUGAGGGAGACGGAAACGCACAGACACUGAGUUUACAGGCUCCUCAACUGAAAGAAAUGGAGCCGUCAGCAACAGAAGAAGGGCCCUUGAACGCAAGUGCAGAGCAGGUACAAACGGAACUGGAAGUACCAAAGAUUGACAAACAGAUGAAGAAACUUGAACAGGAAAACAGGAGAGUGAGGAGGAUUCUUAAAAACCUGACAGAAGAGCGAGGGGAACAAGUUGAUGAGGAGUUCGAGCCCCCCAGCAUGCAAGACGCUGUAUCUCAGAAGAAUUACAUGAGGAGGGUAAAGAGACAAACCAGGAAAAUGCAGGAUAUCAUUACAAGUCUUAGAGCUAUCAAACAUUGA